AUGUUAGAAAAAAAGUUUGCUGACAUUGACAAGAAAUUUGAGAAUGUUUUGAAGAAGAACAAGAGGAAGUUAGAAAAUGCUCAGAUAAAACCUAUACAUGACAAGUUCUUAUUUGCUCAGAAUGGUAUAACAGGUCUAAUUGCACCACCUGGGUCGGGUAAGACUUUCACUUAUCUUAAAAUGGCUGCACAACAACAAGAACUAGAUGAGAAGAACCCAUUCUAUGAGUUAGUAGUCAUUUGUAGUACUUCUGGUCAAUUUGACCAAACCGUAAAUUCGUUCAAAGAUAUUAUAAAAAAGUCUAAGUUAGUAUGUAUAAAAGACUCUGAGUUGUUAGAUUGGAUAAAGAAGUACCAAAGAAGAGUUUUGAAGUACAAUGCUAUAAAUGAGUAUGUCAAUUCGAAGUUUAAAGACCCAAAUGA
Trichomonas vaginalis G3 is the source of this 422-nucleotide messenger RNA. RefSeq names its product P-loop containing nucleoside triphosphate hydrolases family. The annotation marks the transcript as partial. The record is from RefSeq and is a predicted model, not a curated record. Gene Ontology annotation, molecular function: ATP binding; hydrolase activity; DNA binding. The transcript has a single exon. Lineage: Eukaryota; Parabasalia; Trichomonadida; Trichomonadidae.